AAGACGCUGGCGGUCCUGCUGGGAUUUUCAGUCCCGCUGGGUGGUUUUGCUCCCAGUUUGGAACAAAGACAAACCCGGAGAAUCCCUGCUCAUGCACGACUGGACCGUGGUUCCAAGGCGGAGUGAAGUGGAGAGCUGCCAGCAUGAAGCGCCAUGGCUGCCAAGCCAGGCCACCUGUUAGAGCAUGUUUGGGACCUGCUGGAGGAUAUCCUGUGUCUGCAAGGUGUGAGUCUGCCUGCACCUUCCUCCCACCAGCCUCAUGGCUCUCACUCAUGGAAAUUUUAUCUGCUUUGUCUCAGCGUACCCGUUCAGCAGCCAUGGAGGCAGCGCUCAUCUUCCUGUGCUCCCUGCUGGUACCUGCGGCCCUGGCAGACGUGGCCACCCAGGAGAAGGAGGAAGAGGAUCCCUUUAACUAUGAUUACCAGAGCCUGAGGAUCGGGGGGCUGGUGUUCGCCGUGGUCCUGUUCACCGUGGGCAUUCUGCUCAUCCUCAGCAGGAGGUGCAGGUGCAGUUUCAAGCAGAAGCCCAGGGCUCCGGGGGAUGAAGAGGCUCAGGCAGAGAACCUGAUCACCUCGAAUGCAACGGCGGCACAGAAAGCAGAGAACUGAGCAGGAGCCGAUGCUACCCAGAGAGCCCAGGAGAGCCGGUCGGAGCGCAGCCCGCAGCCUGCGAGGAAACUGAGCCCCAGCAGCAGGUCCCUCUCAGGAGACGCGGAGCUGCCGUGUCUGUGUCCCCUCCGUGCUCCAGCACCAGUUCUGUGUCUCCUAACCCGACUAAACUCUGCUCACUCUGCCUCCCGUGGUGUGUAAUGUUGCUGUGAGAUGAUCAUUACCUCUAGGGCUAGUUGUUGCUGAUGUUGUAAUUGUGACUUUCUCUUCACCUUUCUCGUGCCGUGCGUGUGAUUCGGGCUCCGUAGGACUGGCAGGCUGCUGCCCUUUGGGCUGCCCUCCAAGCCUGGGAGCAGGGAGUGUGGGCUGUGGGGCAGAGCCCCCAUUCCCUGCCCGUGCCAGCAGCGCAGCCCCCCCGGCUUUGGGCAGGGCUUGGGGACCUGCAGUGCCCUGGGGACCUGCCCAACCAUUUCAGGGCCACCCGUACCCAUUUCAGCAAUAACCCCCUGCGUGCCCUCAGCCUAAAAACAGCCAUGGUGGGGGUGAGUCAGGCAGGGACAUCCCAUGGCUCAGCCCUCCUCGCUGGGGUCACUGGGGUGCUGGAUUCAAGGCUGAAGGGAGCUCUCCCGCCUCUCCUGCUUGGCACUCCCUGUUUCUGUCCCCUGUUUAACCUGUGGGACGCUGCUUUAAAUGUGAGGUAAGGCCGUGGUGGCAGAGAAGCCCGUGAGGUCCCCAGCACGGUGACACUGUGGGUGAGGGCAGCAGCACAGCGGUGACCCCACUAACCAGCACAAACCAGCUCCUGCCGAGCUGGGUGGCACAGGGUGAGGGCUGAAGAGAAACAAGAGAUCCUGUCCGUGCUUGUCUCUGGCAGGGAAAGGGCAGCAGCGUCUCCUCCUGGUGCUCCCUGCCCCUCCUGACACCUUGUCACUCCCUGUGCCACCCGUGUCAGUGCUGUGUGUGGUUCCGUGUCACCCCCGGUGCCAGCUGUCCCCUCUCCCCGUGGAGCAGCAGUGAGUGGCACUGAGUGAUUCUCGGGGGGUUUGCACACCUGAGCUUGCACUGUGACAACCUGCUGAGCCCAGAGGCCAUCGUCACCCUGUGUCCUCUCAUGGGUCAGAGGCAAACCUGUGAUUUUUGGCUCUUCCCCAAGUCCAUGGGCAGGCAAAACCUCGGCUGGGGCUAGGGACAGCCAGCUUGGGUGGGAGCAGCAGUGAGGGGUCCCCAGGGCUUCACUGAAACACCUCAGGGUGCCAUCCCCACAGCAGGAAGGGGUUUUUCCCUCCAGGAUGGUUCUGAGAGGAGUUUCUGCUGUGUCCAUCCCACUGUGGUGGCCCUGCCUCAGGCGUGGGCUGUGUCCCUGCAUGCUUGGCAUCACUCGGUGGCACCGGGAAGCUCUGUCCCAUCCGUGCCAGGCAGAAGGACCAUGUCUCUCGUGUUGUGUCCCUUCCCUCUGUGCUGGCUGUUGCAGAGAGCUCUCGGGCAGAGCAGACCCCCGGCCCAGCCCCCGAGUGUCACGGUGUGUGUCCCUCCAGUCGGAGUGCCCGUGCUGUCCCUAGUGUGCCGUCGGUGUUACCACAAAACAAAGAGCUCCCUGUGGUGUGUAAAAUGGCCAAACCCUGAGUGUUGUAAAAUAAACUGAGCUAUUGUGUCUCCUUUUAAAUAGGCGAGUGUGCUGCUGUGCUGGAGGGCUGGUGUGCUCUGUGCUGUGACCUAAGGGGAAAGGAAUAAAAUAUCGUUUCUA
Messenger RNA from Catharus ustulatus (Swainson's thrush), 2352 nucleotides. RefSeq names its product FXYD domain containing ion transport regulator 6 (gene FXYD6). Gene Ontology annotation, biological process: regulation of sodium ion transmembrane transporter activity. The record is from RefSeq and is a predicted model, not a curated record. Gene Ontology annotation, cellular component: membrane. The transcript has 8 exons. Bases 144 to 608 code for a protein of 154 amino acids. Gene Ontology annotation, molecular function: sodium channel regulator activity. NCBI's taxonomy places the organism in Eukaryota, Metazoa, Chordata, Aves, Passeriformes, Turdidae.